CUCUCAUCUGCUAUAUUGAGUCUUCAUAGGUACUUCGUGUCGACCAUAGCCAGGUAGAGAAGAAAAAAUGUCUUAUCUUAUCACUGCCUGUGUACGUGCAUAUGCAGUGUUACCUAUUGGCCGGCUCUGAUUGGCUGCUCAAUAGGGACAUGCGCCGUGGCCGCGAUUGGCUCCAGCACCGCUUAGCGGCCGGGGCGGACUGUCCGUCUUCCCAUUUUUGUGUUGUCACUGAAUGGAGCACUUUUGCCGGGCCUUGCACUAGGACACAACUUGCUGCCCGUCACGAGGCCAGAGCCCGGCUGCUGGGACGUGCAGCUGACUGGCACGAUGCGGAGCUCGCCGAACGGAGUCUGUCACACAGCCAGCCGGGCCCUUGUGUGGAGAUGUCUGUGUUCGUGCUUCGGGGGCUGGUUGAGGUGAUGAUGCUGUUCUGCAGCGGGCAUCAAGCAGCGGGAGGGCGGAUGAACCACUGACGACUAUUUAUAUCGAUCUCUGCUGAGGUGCAUCAGCAGGGGUUGGAGAUCUUAUCCUGCUGCGCGAGAUCUGUCACUGCUAGAGAUAACGCACGCCCUGCCGGUUGAUUCCACGCAGAGGCGACUCUGUCCACUCUGUCCCGUGUCUCCUGAAUAUCAUUC
Messenger RNA from Trichoderma asperellum CBS 433.97, 635 nucleotides. The record is from RefSeq and is a predicted model, not a curated record. NCBI's taxonomy places the organism in Eukaryota, Fungi, Ascomycota, Sordariomycetes, Hypocreales, Hypocreaceae.